Molecule: messenger RNA, 2814 nt
Organism: Mangifera indica (mango)
Lineage: Eukaryota; Viridiplantae; Streptophyta; Magnoliopsida; Sapindales; Anacardiaceae
Product: geranylgeranyl transferase type-2 subunit beta 1-like
Exons: 10
Coding region: 1566-2588 (340 amino acids)
Biological process (GO): protein geranylgeranylation
Cellular component (GO): Rab-protein geranylgeranyltransferase complex
Molecular function (GO): Rab geranylgeranyltransferase activity
Source: RefSeq, a predicted model, not a curated record
AAUCGAGUUCUUUUUCUUCUUGGGAAUGUUGGUGUAUCAACUGUAUUAACAUUUGUUGUAUCUACAACUUUCUCUAUAUAAUAUUCAGUAGAAUUUUCUGUAUCUACAACAGUUUUGAGAUUUUCAAUUGUCAUAGUUUCAUCAUCUUCAAUCCAAACAGGUGCCUCAUCCUCAUCCUCUGCGAUAUUUUUCAUCUAAGUAGUUUUCUCAUCCUCAGUUGCAUUUUCUAUCCAAGUUGUUUUCAUAUCUAUAGCCCUCUUGACACUCUCAUACCUAUAAGCAAUUAAGUCUCUUUCAAUCUCAGUUUCCUUAUCCACAGUCUCCUCAACCAACUUGUAUACAACUCGUACAACAACAUUAACAUUUGGUUCCUUGUCAAAAUUAUUUUCCCUAACCAGCUAUUGCUGGUUUUCAACAAAGGUCGUAGCUACUAAAAGAUAAUUCAAAAUUUAAGAUAGGUUAUUACCCCUACAGAUUUUAGUGGAAAAUUCAAGUACCAAACAUAUACAAGAAUUAAAUGAAAAAAAUUAAUUAAAUGAAUCUUGAUGGUAGAAUUUUGGCUAGGACACCAUUCUUUGAAGCUUUUGAAAAUUUAUAUAUUAGGUUAAAGGGUUUCAGGUUACAGAUGUUGAGAGAUAUAGCAAUUGGUGGGUGUGAAUUGUUGUAUAGAAUAAGAGCGGUUAUUAUGUACAUAUUAAAAAAUACAAUAACAUUCAAUCAUACUUAUUGUUAUGUAAAUAGUUGUUAUGUGUCGUUAUUGACAAACCUCCAUGAAUUAGAUGAGUAUGCAUGGGUGGAGUUAUUGUUUGCAAAUAUUUAUACGAGUCUCGUCUUAUAUCAGUGGAAACAGACAAAGGCAUGUAACAGUUGUUCUUAUCCCUUAAUGGUAAAAGAAUGUUUUUUAUUAAAGUUGUUAUAAGAAUAAAUAUCAUUACAUUUUUAUAUAUAAACAUAUUUUGAAGUCACUCUCUCCUAGACCUAUCCACGAGUCAAGUAGGAGUAGGCUGACCUGUGUCUAAUUUAGUGUGGUCCACCCUAAAACCAUGACUGGUAGCAUGACCUAUGGUCUUAGCCUUUGGGUUGUGCCUUUGUAGGCCUUUUUGCAAACGAGCAUGUGUUGCCCAAUUAGUUUUUACUAGUUGGAAGCCUAAAGGGUUGGAGUGGCAAAUAGGGCUACUUUACAUGUUAAGCAUGAUAAAAGACCAUACUAUCCUUGUAUCCCUAAAUACACGUGUCCAAAUUGGUGGCUAGAGGCUGAGGGGUAGGUGUACAAAACUAUGAGAUUGGAAAUAAAUUGAAAAAAAAAUGAAAAGUAUUGUAAUAUUCUUAAUUCAGUAAAAGAGUUAUAAGACCAAAUAUUGAAAUCCAAUGUGAUGAGUCUUACAACAAAGUUUGUACUGGAAAUUUGACGGAAGUGGGGUAUUUUAUCAAAUUUCAAAAUAUUGUGGGUAAUUUAAACUUAAUGUUUAAGCUACGGUUUCUGAAACUUUAGAGGUGGUAUACUGUUUUAAAAGUACAAACACAUAAUUUGUAAUAGACGAUUUUUAAAUCCAGAUCCACGAACAAUGAAUCUCCAUUGUUGGUGUCGACUCCACAUCCACCAGAAUCCAUUCUUUCCCAAUGCCCUGCUGUCGAAUUCCUCAAUGAUGGGGGAGCUGGCCAUUGAUAAACAUGUAAAAUACAUUAUAUCAGUUGAAAAGAAAAAGGAUAGUUUUGAAUCCGUGGUGAUGGAGCAUCUGAGAUUGAAUGGAGCAUAUUGGGGAUUGACAACUCUGGAUCUUUUAGGAAAGCUUGACGCUGUAGAUAAAGAAGAAGUUAUUUCAUGGAUGAUGAAGUGUCAACAUGAGUCUGGUGGCUUUGCUGGUAAUAUUGGACAUGAUCCACAUAUACUUUAUACCCUCAGUGCUGUGCAAGUUUUGGCUCUCUUUGAUAAGCUAGAUGUUCUUGAUGUUGAUAAGGUGUCAAAUUAUGUUGCUGGGCUGCAAAACGAAGAUGGAUCCUUUUCAGGGGACAUGUGGGGUGAAGUGGAUACACGGUUCUCUUAUAUUGCCAUUUGCUGUCUCUCAAUACUAAAGCGGUUGGAUAAAAUCAAUGUGGAUAAGGCUGUGAACUACAUAGUGAGUUGCAAAAAUCCAGAUGGUGGAUUUGGAUGCACUCCCGGUGGGGAAUCUCAUACUGGGCAAAUCUUUUGUUGCGUGGGUGCUCUUGCUCUUGUUGGGGCUCUGCAUCAUGUGGACAAGGACCUUCUUGGGUGGUGGUUAUGUGAACGACAAUUCAAAUCUGGUGGUCUAAAUGGGCGCCCUGAGAAACUUCCAGAUGUUUGCUACUCAUGGUGGGUACUUUCUAGCUCAAUCAUGAUCAACAGAGCCCAUUGGAUCAACAAGGAGAAGCUUGUUAAGUACAUCUUAGAUUGUCAGGACACCGAAAAUGGAGGUAUUUCUGAUAGACCUGAUGAUGCCGUUGAUGUCUUCCACACGUAUUUUGGAGUGGCAGGACUUUCACUUCUUGAAUAUCCUGGAGUAAAAGCAAUUGAUCCGGCUUAUGCUUUGCCUGUUGAUGUUGUAAAUAGGAUUUUCUUAGCGAAUUAACAGGUUUGUUUGGUUUUAGGAAAUGCAAUGUUGCUGGGGGUUGAGAUCGGGGCAAUUUUAUCCCCUUGACGGUAGUGUUAUCCGAUGUUUUUGGCUACUAACAAUUCAGUACUUAAUUAUUGGAAGUUUUAAAAAGUAUAGUUAGACUGUCACCAUAUGAAAGAUUGGACUAUUGUGAGAAAGAAAAGCAGUAAUCAAAAGCCAUACCUAUAUAUAUAGAUUGUUA